GAGAGAGAGAGAGAGGAUGGAGGGAUUACGUCUCUCUGACUCUAUAGUAUAGGGGUGGUGGGAGUGGUCUAAAGUGACAUACUGAGAGCCUGUGUAGACCCGGUUUAAAAUUAUCUCUGCAGCUGAGAGGCACUUUAAACCCGCAUUUAUUCAGCACCUGCGUGGCUGCCAGAGGCCAGUUUUCAUCCAGCAAAACCUGCACGAACUGUAAAAGUCCUCCAUUCGUCUUUCAAGAUAACAGGAAUAGAGCCAAUGAACAUUACUCCUGUCCUGCUUCACUGGCAGCAAUAAACAAUGAAGAUUGAAAACAGCCUGACUUGCCUCCCUGAGGUGCCUCCACACACUGGACUACAGUUCACUGUGGCUACCGAGGAAGACUUUGAUGACAUCAUGGCCAUAAGUCAGGACAUCUAUGGUGGCCUAGACUACCUUCCCACCCGCUAUCAGGCCUGGUUGCAGGAGACAAACCGUACUGUCAUCCUUGCUCGCAAGCAAGGCAAAGUGAUUGCACUUGAGUCAGUAUGUGUUAUUGACGAUGGAGAAACUAUGCUGGUGGAAGGCCUCCGUGUGGCCCCUCAGGAGAGGGGCAAGGGAGUUGCGCGGGUGCUGCUCCGCUUCUGUUCUCAACAUAUUAAAUCCAAGUAUCCUGAAGUUAAAGUGUGCAGGCUGACAAGAGAUGACCAGCUGGGGCCCAAGGACUUCCAGAAGUACAGGCUCAUCACUAAACAGGGAAUCCUGCUGGUACGCUUCUGUGCUGAAGACCUCAAGUUACGCCUCACUGAUGUUGGGCUUAAUGUGGGUAUAGAUGGAGAUGGCCUUGCUCCUUCCAGCACCCCAGUGAGGUUAGAGGCUGCAGAUGUCCAGCAGCUUUUUUUGAGCAGUGAAGCAAUGCAGGAUGUACUACCUAAUGGCACCAUUGUGCAAGACUGGCAGCCCUUCAAGCCCAUGCCCAGCAAUAUGGAGAUCCUGUUGAAGAAAGACAUCGAUUGGAUGGUGGAUGAUACCCGUUGCCCAUCUAUGGCCAGCCUGUGCACUUUCCCCUUUCGUGUACCGAUUGGUGACGACUGGUACUACCUCAACAUUGACAUGUUUGGCAAAGAUCUGGCUCUGGCUGUGCAGCAGCUCCUAUGUCACCUGAGGUGCCACACUAGCACACUGAAGGGCUAUGUGAUGUGCCAGGUUUUCCUGGACCCACCUCUAUGGAAACCCAUGGCUGAUUUCUUCAGGGAGACCUUGAAAGUGGAGAUGGUGAAGGAAUACACAGAGCAAUGUGUAGUGGAAUCCGACUUGGUGUAGCAAGAGGAUGGCUGUCAGCUAAAAUUUAGGGGUCCGACAUUUGGAGGCCAAACAUUAGAACAUGGAAAAGCUUUGACAUCACUCAAAUGGUUUCCUUUCAUAUUUUGCCCCAGAACAAAACCUUUAUCCUAUAUAUAGACAAACUAAGAUUUAAAAAUGUCCUUCUAGAAAUUAAGUUAGUUAAAUUAGCUUAAGUUAGUUUAAUAAUGCAUCAUCACUGCAAAAAAGGAAAGCAACAAUUUGGUAAAAUAUAAUACAUAUGCAACAAUUAAAUUUGUUAGGAACACUGACCAUAUUCGAGAAUAUAGUACAGUGUGUGUAUGUGUGUGAAUAAACACAUGCUGAGUUGCAAAUAAGACUGCACAAUCUUUAGGCACUUUAUGAAAAUCUAAAUAUAAUAUCUCACUGCAGACAGUGAGAUGUUUGCUUUAGAGACUGUUUUGUCUGAAUGUUGUACAGUAGCUGCUAAUGUUAACUUUUUUAAUAAUCUUAUAAUACCCAAAAUAAAAUGUAAAAACCUUUUGUUUUGUUUACUCAUAUUUUAAGUGGCAUUUACUCCAACUUUAUUUAACAUUUAAAAAAAAAACUUUCUGCUGGUUUACUGGCAUUUACUGUAAUGGCAUGCAAAAUAGGACAGACAGAGAAGGUUGGUCAUAAUGUUAGAUAAGUCCUUAUUUUAUGCACUGAACCUUAUUUAUUAGCAUUAAUGUGAUCUCCUACUAUACAGUUGGCAGCUGCAAUAUGAAGUUUAUACAAUGUAAAACCAAGAUAGAUGUAGUGUAUUCAAUACAGUUAUGCCAAUAUACCUUUUUGGUCAUGUGUUGGAUUAGUUUAUAUGAUUCAAAACAAAGUUUGGAUUUUGGUUAGUACAUUAAUAUGUUUUUUAUUUGUCAUUUAACAAAAUAAUUUAGUUAACAACCUAAUGAACGGGUAUAUUUAUGUAAUUGUCAUUUAACUGAAAGAUUAUGAUUAAGACAACAUGAACUAGUAGCAUUUAGAACUAGACAUGAUCAUAACAAGUCACACUGUCACUAUUAAUGGGGUUUUGUUAGCAAUCCAUUUGAGAAGAUCUCUAAAGCACUUGUUUUGAGUACAUAUGAAGAGCCUCAUAUUUUUGUCCAUCAAAAUGCUUGAUUUUGGGAAAUGAAAAACAGAGAUUUGAUAACGCACAAAUAUGUUUUGUACAGUACCAGUGUUGUUAUCUAGUGAUUGCAACAGCUUAUUCCACAUUUAGUUAAUCGAUUACUGCCUCAGUGAAUUCAACCUUCUCAUCAGGACACAACUAGAAUAAUCAAGAACUUGACAGCCAUUUUCAAUUUCAAAAUAAAUGUUUUAGAGAGCAACAUUUCGUUCAGCAAGUUAACACCUGAGAAACAUUUACCAGCAUUUCCCAUAUUUGAAGCCUCAAUUGGUACACGGUACCCUGAAAAAGAAAAAAAAAAACAGGAACAGUCACAAACCCAAAUUGUACUCCAUCUGUCACUAGAAGAGUUUGGAAGAAUCAACUGCUGAGUGUUUAUAAAUAGCAUCCCAUGCAACACAGAACUAAGCCUCUGACUGGCCCUGCAAUUGAGAAGACACACAGAGGAUUCAAAACCAACAGAAACCAAGCAAAGAAGGUUAUUGUUGAGCAAAAGAAGUCUUUUUGCCAUUCUCAGAAAAUUACUUCAACUGAUCCAAAACAUCCAAAUAGAACUAAAUGUCCACAGUCUGCAUAAGCAAUUAUACACAAUUAUACAAUCAUCUCUACCAGCAUCCCCUGCCAUAAAUGGCUAAUGGGCUGAGUUUUCCAAAAGCAUUGCAAAGGUUAAAUUCAUCUUAAAUAAGAAAGAGUGUUCAAUAUAAUGCUGGCUCUACCCUUUGCCAGUGCUUUUUGUGCUGUGAUGCUUUUGGGGAAGUACGUUCUUGGUUACCAAAUUUGGUAAAGUAAAUGGUUGUGAUCUGAGCAUGUACAAACAACCAUAAUAUCUUUACUGGCUAUUCUGUCAAUGAAUAUGUUUUUGUUGACAGUGAAGUUGAGUAAUGAGGAUAUAUGAGAUUCCAAAACCAUUUGCUAAAUAUCACACAUAAUCAGAUAUUUAUACCCUGUUAAAAACCAACCCUCAUGAAAAAAUCAUGCCGGCAAGCGAAGUUUCCCUGUAUUCCAAUUAAUGCACUAAACAUACAAAUUGUCCUAAUCUGGACCAUUUGUAAUUUUUUAGCUUGGUUCUUAAGUAUUAGCAUUUAGUUCCUUUCAUGAGAUAAUGUUACCUCUAUAUUCCAAUCAAGACAAUGUUCCUAUUAGGUUAAAAUGUUUUCAGUAUUUUUACAGUAUCUACUCAGUUUUGUUUUUAUGGUUUUAUGGUUUUUAUGUUUUGUUUUUUGAAACAAUGUUUUAUCCAAUGAGAAAAUGAGAUUUCCUUCUCCACCUUUGGACUGCAUAAUGUGUUGUUAUGACUAAUAUGCACAGUCCAUCAAAUGUCCCAAACACCUGGUCCAUUUGAUCAGAAUAUCAGAAAUGUAGUCUGAUUUUAUCUAACUAUUCAAGUUUCUGAGUUUAUAAUUGUUAUGAUAUAUCAAGAGGGACCAUCAAAGGAAAGACCUGCUUCUAAACAUUUAUCCACACUUCAUGCAACAUCUAGUUAUACAGAAACUCUGUGUCAGAUUUAGACACGUAUAAAGCAGUUUCUCUUGAAUAAUCAUGAACAGUGUAACCAUUUAUGAAGCUCUAAUCAGGAUGUAUUUAAACACUAAAUUUCCAGUCAAUUUACUUUAUGUAUUUAGUAUGUAGUACAUGAAGAAGUCUAAACAAACAGAGAUCAGAAGCAAACUAGAUUAAAUAAAGCAUGGGUUCAACCGCAGUACUGUAUCAACUACAGUUUAAGUAUUGUUUGAUAUCUGAUUUAAAACCGAAGAAUCCUAAAAACAGAAAUAAGUGUUUAAGUUUAAAUUCUGAUUAGGGCUGAUUAUCAAUCUGUAUUUUCAUUUGACAGCAUGGUAAGCAAGGUCACAUGUUUGGAAAAUAUACUGUCUUUUAAAAAAAUAUAUUGGCCUACAGAAAUUGCUCAACCUGUUCUAGUCAGUGAAGGUUGUGUUCAUUUAUAGGAAAACAAUAACAGUUUCAUUUCUAAUUUAUAGUAAAGCAGCACUUUAUGGCCAUUUACCAAAAUUGGAAGUAUAUUGAAAAACCAUAAUUCUCAAAGUGGGUUUCGUGAACCACAGCCAGGGGAGGUGUUGAUUUUAUGUUUCGUUAAAGUGGUAGAAAUAACAACCCAUCAUUAUCACAGUUAUUAAAUUAGUUAAUUUGUUAUCAUCUUGGAUAUUUAAUAAACAAUGUCACAUUUUGUUAAAUCUAAUGAAAGUUUUAAUAAAAAUAUUCUGUGGAUUUGGGAAAGUCUGAGAAGAAAAAAUCCUUUGGCUCUACUUGGUAGCCAAAAUGGUUCACUGGCUGGAAAGGUUUUUGAACCCUGAUCUAGUUAAUGGGUAGCUGUGUUCUUGUUGCAUAUGGAGUAAGAUUGUUCUUUUAAAACAACUUUCUAGCAUUGUACAUUUUCUCUUUUGGGUUUUUUUGCUGGCAAAUCUCAAAAUAAUGUAUGAGUAAAGAAGACAAUAGCACCUUUUGAGUGCCAGUGACAUAUCUGUGCUUCAGUAUAGUUUAUAGGCAAAGCAUUGGUAAUUGAAUUAAGGAUAUGGAUUGUAAGUGUGUGGUUGUCUUUUUAAGUACUUGAAUGUAUAUCAUAAACACUAUUCAUAACAGUGUUCCAACAGCCAGUACCAAGAUGGUUACUUGAAAUGUUAUGAAUAUCUGUAUGAUUUUGAGGGGGUCAUGGUAUUCUUGUCUUGUGGUAAUUUUUCCUUUUCCUUUUUCUUUUUUGUAUUAUUAUCUCCCAUCCACUCUUAUUUGAUAAAAUUGAAAGAAUGGUAGUGGGAGUAGCUAUUGGUGAUUUAUAAGCAUGCGUUAUCUGUGUUAUAGGAAUUUUGCUAAUUGGCAUUGAAGUGACAGCUAUGAGGCACAUAUAAAGUGGAACCACUUUUCUUGUGUUAGGACAGAAAAUAGUUGCAGAUUGAGGUCAAAGGCAUAACCAGUAUAAUGAAAUGGACAGAUGGUACGGAUAGGAUGUAUGGCGGAUAUUAUGUUACAAGAAGACAGCUAUAGUACAUUGGUCGGCAUAAGCAGCAGUCAGUAAUUAAUGAUCAUAGUAAUCAGCAGUAAUUCAGUAAAUCAUAGUCCACAGUUUGUCUCAAAGAUAGUACAAUCUUUGAGACAUUAUUUAUUAUUUUACCAAAUCAGUAGGUAAGCUUAGAAAGAGGUAACAAAUAAGAUCUUAAGGAUCCCAAGAGCUUAGAUUACCUUAUCGUGCCACUAAGACAGAGUGAAACAGGAUCUAUUGAGUCCUUUGUGGUGUCAACUUGCUGAAAUAGAGCCUGUUCAGGGUGGAGGUGCCUUUCAGCAAACCUUCACUCUGGAAACUUGAAUGGAAAAAAUGACCAAGUGAAGUAAAAGGAAUUAUCAAGCUCUAUUCUUUUCAUUUCCUAAUUCCUUUGAAUGUCAUUGUUUGCAUCAUUAUAUGUUUAAAAGAAAGGGUAUAAUAUAAUGGUUACCAUAUGGUGUCCAGUAACACUUGCAGUGACAUAGGCAUUUUCUGGGUAAGAUUGGAUACACCUGUAAUAAGUUAUUUCUCUGUAAUAUGUUUAAGUAUCUUGUGUCUGUGAUUUUAGAAAUCGACUGUAAUAUAUUAUAUUAUAUUAUAUUAUAUUAUAUUAUAUUAUAUUAUAUUAUAUUAUAUUAUACAUAACAUAUGUUAUAAUAUACCUUAGUUCUGCAGCUGCACAACUGAAUCCUAAAAUGUUUUUAUUUUAUUUUAUUUUUUUUAUUAGCUUUGAUAUUUAAAAUCCAUGCACGUUGCAUUCAAAGCACAAGAAACUGUGUGAGUUAUACUUUCUUGUAACUUCCUGUAUCAGUCAUGGUCAUUCAGUGGUCCAGAAAUUUCCUCAGGUGGUUCCUCUAAAGACAUAAUGUUUUAAUUGUACACAUUGCAUCUAAGAACAUUUUCUAUUAGGUGUAUAUUUCCACAACAACAUUGGAAAUGUCCAAACCUGUAUGAGUUAAUACCAAAGGCUUUAGUUUAAGACUAAAGCCAAAGGUGCACCUAAGAUUAUCAUGGACCCUAUAGGGUCCUUUCACUAAUCUGCUCUGUUUAAGAGCAAUUAGUAUAGAUGCCCACAUAAAGAUAACACAUGUAAAGUGAAAAUGGUUGAUGUGCCUGAUAGAGAUUUCUGUGAUUUUAUCUGAAAAACAAGUUUUCUUACAGACAUGGUCAUUACCAUAAUAAUGCUAGAGUUUUUAGGUCCAACUAAAUGACCAUAGUCUGGUUUAAUGAAUCUGGUUUGGAGGUGAUAAACACAGUAACUCUUUAUAAGUAUAGCUACGGUUCUUAUUUACUUUUGCAAGGAAGGAGUUUUUGUGUGUAUGUAACCCAUUCCCUUGAUGCAGCAGUAACAGCUAUGUUUUUCCAAAAAAAACUCUCACCAUUGCAAAUGGAUACACAAAUUAUAUUUAGUGUGUUGCUACUCAAAGAAAAUCUGAUUUAAAUAAAGAAAUUACACAGUGAUAUACUUGAAAUGGAUCCAGGUGGGAUCUCCAUUGGAAAAACCUAAAGCGUUAUUGUACAUCGAGGGGGUGAACAGUUCCAAUGCCAAUGCAAUGUGAGGCAAUGUGACUUAAUUUUUAAACAACACUUUUCUAUAACCCAAUAAGACUGCUUUUUCAAGCAGUGUUUGAAAAUGAAUUGAUUUUUUUGGUUGAAAUUGUGUGAGUUUUUGAAUUAUUUUUUUUUUUUAACUUUGUGACAAAACAAUUUCAAAUACAUAUUUCAUAAAAAAAAAUCAAGCCCCGAGAAAUCAUUGGCAUGUGUUGUGUGAGUUGGGUUGGUGGGGGUUGGUAGGGUGGGAAAUUCAGGGGUCUGGCAGGUGCUGUCAUGAAACAUGUGGCUAGGUUUACACUAAAUGUAAGCCAUUUAAAUCCAUUUUAAUUCUAGAGAUUUUCUAACACAUUCAAUAAGAUGGCUUCAGAUUUUUGACCACAUAAGUAAAGCAGUCAUUAGGAUACAAGCAUAUAGAUUUAUCAGCAAUAACACACACACACACACACAUAUUCACUGACAUGUAUUUUUUGUGUGUGUGAACCUAGCCAUUCUAUAUUUUGAAAGCUGUACAGAUAUUGGCUCUGGUAAAGGUAGAGAUAUUAGUAAAACAUUUCUUUUUUUUGUCUGUUUGCAUUAUAUUAAUAUUGUAUAGCUAUGUUCUUGUAUGCAUCUGAACCUCUCUUUCUGUAAUCUACUCAAUGGUUUAGGAAUGUUUGAAUUUAAACAAUAUAAAUAGUAGAGAUAUAUUUAGAUUUAAGAUACAUCAGCAUUUAUAACUUAGAUAUGUUGGGGUAAAUUAAACGCUUUAGUUGCUGUUGAUUUUGUCAUGUUAGUUAAAAAAUUAUGUACAGAAAAACAAAUUCUAGACUCUAGCUUGUUUUUUUUUUUUUUUGCUUUUAAUUUUGCUUUUGUUAUGUUUUGUUUUAUAUGUUAACUUCUGUUUGUUUAUGCAAGGUGUUAAAAAGAGAAUGUCAGAAUAUAAUUUUAAGCACCUCUAUAUAAUGACAAAUAGAGUAGAUAACAAGGUCAUUUUUUUAGAAUUUCUUUAGCCACGAUAAUUUGCAUGUUUUAUAAAUUACCCUUAAUGACUAAUGCAACCCUAAUGCAUUAUGGAUGAUAGCAUCUAUUUUGGUGAAAUCCGUGCAAAAUCAUUUUGGAUAUAUUCAUCCAAACAUGUUAAUUCCUCUUUUUUCAUUUUGGCGUACAGUUUAAGAAUGGAAAAACAAUACUAAACGUUUAAAGGUUUUUAGCUAAAAUGCAGUUAAAAUUUGAGGAAACAAGUGCUUGUUGCACUUUACCUUCAUGUUUUAUGUCAGAAUCUAUUAAAUUUAUUUUGUCAUAUAUAAAAUUUGGAAAUAGUCAAAAAAGUGAUAUGCAAGUGCAUGUUAUUUCUUAAAAAUCUAAAUAUAAUAACAUUUAUUGUAGUGAAAUCUAUCAUGUGUAGGAACAAACUUUUUAAAGAGGUGAUUGUACAUCAUCCUGCUUAAAAUAUAUAAUGCCCUGGAGGUAUUUUUUGAAUUAAAGCGAUUGAACAUGGAGUACAGAAGCUGCAGUUUCAGAGAUACUUAACAAAUCUGCAGUGUUCAGCACAGUGUGUGGUUAAUGGAACACCAUGUUAUUCCAGUCUGUUAUUAUUUUUGUAUUUUUUUUUGGUAGCAUUCUUAGGCUGUUGUGUAUAAAAUUAAUAUAGUAUAAAUGCUACAUUUGCUGUACUACAAAGUUUGUCAAGAUCAUGUUAGGUAAGAUAACUUAUUCAAAUUAUUUAGAGAACUGUGUAUGAAGUACAAUAUUUGUACAGGCUUAUUAGUUCAAAGCCACAAUCAGGGAUUUAAGAACAAGCACUGAAAUGGAAAAUAUGACUUUAGUGAAAAUCAGAUCUAUGGAAAAAACAAACAGUGACAUAAGAUAACUACAUAAGACCAAAUGAAUAUAGUCUAAUUUUAGAUGUUGCACUCUUGCACUCUUCUGGCUCAAAUUAAACAGAGCAAAAAUCAGACAUAAAUAGAUGAUCCCUUAUUGUGGCAUUAAAACGGGGGCUUUGCUUGAGUUUUUGUGACUUAUUAAUGAAAGUAACAUCUAAGGAGCCUGCUGAGGAUGUGUUAAGUAGGGGGGCAAAUAGCUCCCAUUUUAAAGAACAAAUAGCCUUAUACGGAACUGGAGCAUUUAUUGCUACUUGCUGUGGUUACAGUGGACACAGUGUUAUAUUGUAGCAUAGCUGAAGUCUAUGUUGUUUAUGUUGAUAGUGAAAGGUUUUAUGUAGUUGUUCUUUAAUUAGAUCAGAUUCAGUGGUAGUAUUGUGUGUGUACCUAGUUUGUGAAAUGUACUGCAGCACCUAACAUUUUCUUUUUAAGUAGAAGAUACAGUACCCCCUAAAAUAUUCUUCAAGAUUCAUCAUUAAACAAAGACGUAUACUUGAA
Tachysurus vachellii is the source of this 9337-nucleotide messenger RNA. It is a transcript of the gene nat16, whose product is annotated as N-acetyltransferase 16. The coding region runs from base 295 to 1296 and encodes 333 amino acids. Gene Ontology annotation, molecular function: acyltransferase activity, transferring groups other than amino-acyl groups. NCBI's taxonomy places the organism in Eukaryota, Metazoa, Chordata, Actinopteri, Siluriformes, Bagridae. The record is from RefSeq and is a predicted model, not a curated record. The transcript has 4 exons.